Messenger RNA from Cuculus canorus (common cuckoo), 1932 nucleotides. It is a transcript of the gene TTC31, whose product is annotated as tetratricopeptide repeat domain 31. Bases 138 to 1748 code for a protein of 536 amino acids. The record is from RefSeq and is a predicted model, not a curated record. The transcript is spliced from 14 exons. NCBI's taxonomy places the organism in Eukaryota, Metazoa, Chordata, Aves, Cuculiformes, Cuculidae. Gene Ontology annotation, molecular function: protein binding.
GUUGCCACACUUCCGGUCCCUCUGCUGCCACACUUGCGGUUAAGCUAUUGCCACACUUCCGGUUCCUAUAGGCCACACUUCCGGCUCGCUUUCUGCCCCACUUCCGGCCGCCCCGGUGACGGCGGCGGCCCCGGGGAAUGCGCGGGGUUUUCGGGACGCGGGGCCUCGCGGGCGGGGCCUCCCCGUGUCCCUGGGGCUGCGCGCUCGGCCCCGGCGGCUGGAGCGGCGCGCCCUUCUGCCCCCGACACUGCCCACCCGCCGCCGAGGAGCCGGGGACACCGGCGAGCACCGGGAGCCCCGCGGGAGGCGGCGCCGCCUCUCCCGGGCCCGGAACGCCGCUCCACAUACCGGUACCGCUGCUCCGCGCCGGGGCCUGUGGCGGCGUCGGCCUCGGCCCCAGGGUCUGGAUCCGCCUGAGGCGGCCGGAGAAUCCCGGGGAGGAUGAAGAGUACGACGAGUACGAGGAUGAGGAAGAGGAUGAAGAGGACGAGGAGUGGCUCGGGCUCCCGUGGGGCCACGGGGACCUCGAGGCCCUCGGUGGCUCCUUCUGCGCCGUCCCCGGAGACUCCCCGUGCCCGGAGCCGCCGGCGGCCGCGCUGCAGGAGAGGCUGAGCCGGCUCCCCGCGCCCCGCAGCGCCCCGCGCUCCCCCGAGGAGGUGGAGCGGAUCGCACGGGAGCUGCUGGCGGAGGAGGAGCGGGCAAAGAGGAAAGCGGAGAAGAAGAAGCUGAAGAAGAAGAAGCAGAAAGACCGGAAAAAGCGAGAGAAGCUGGAACAAGAGCAGAAAACCUCUCGGGAGGCCGAGACGGGUACCGCGGACGCUGGGAACCCCCGGAGCGGCUGUGCCGAGGAGCGCCGGCCAGACCCCAGCCCCUCGCCGGGGAGCCAGGACGGUGCCAGCUCCACCGGAGAGGACGGGGGAGACCGGGAGCUGCGGGCGGAGGAGACGGAGGAGGAACUGGAUUUGAGCUGCUCUUUCGUCUGCAAAGCGCGGCAGAAGGUGCGGCUGCGGCCCGGCAAGGAGCAGCCGGCGAGGACAGGGGACGCGGAGCCAGGCAGGCGAGGGCCUGCGACGGUGCCUGAUCCUGAUCCUGUGGCGCUGGAUGUCGACGCGGUGGAGCGGAGCCUGGUCCUGGCAGGCCGUGGGAAUGCCGCUGCGCAGGAGGGCCGCUUCGCUGUGGCGGUGCAGGCCUUCUCCGACGCCGUGCGCCUGAACCCCUGGGAGCACCGGCUCCUGGGGAACCGCUCCUACUGCUACGAGAGGCUCGGCUGCUUCGAGGAGGCGCUGGGCGACGCGCUCGCCGCGCUGGCGCUGCAGCCGGCCUGGGCCAAGGGGCUGUUCCGCAAGGGCAAAGCGCUGCGGGGGCUGCAGCGCUACGCCGAGGCCGCGGGGGCGUUCGAGGAGGUGCUGCGCGUGGGCGGCUCCAGCGCGGAGGCUCGCGCCCAGCUGGAGCAGUGCCGGGCCCUGCUCGCGCAGAGCAGCCGCGGUGACCGGAGCGGUGCUGGGGGGGUCCCGGUGACCCCGGCCGUACCGGAGGCUGCAGAGCCGCCGCCCCGGGGCGAGGGGGUGACCGGGAGCUGCCGGCAUGCUGACACCGGCAGCUUUGAGACCACCGGGAGCCCCCGGAGCUGGGGGAGCAGCCAGGAGCUGCCGGCAAACCAUCCCGCCAGGGGCUGCUUCCCGCUCUGGGUCGGGAAUGUCACCGCCGGCGUCGGUGAGAAAGCACUGCGCAGCGCUUUUGGCCGGUGAGUGUGCCAAGACCCGGCUCCCGGCCAUCCCGGGGCCCAGCCUGCCCCACAUCCCGAUCCCGGUGCCCAUCCCUGCCCCACAGCACCAUCCCAGUGCCCAUCCCUGCCCCACAUCUCAAUCCCAGUGCCCAUCCUGCCCCACAUCCCGAUCCCGGUGCCCAUCCCUGCCCCACAGCACCAUCCCA